GGAUGUCCUCGUGACAUGUUACCCCGUGACCUUGGCUGUCGCGACUACAACGUCCUCCAUCGAGAGGCUCGUCUCCUGGCGCACGGAUCGAGCGAGGAUAACGGCCGAUCGGUGCCCGUUCGUCCACGUGGAGUCGAAUACCGGCUGCUGCCCGUCGUGCAACUGAAACCCGAUUUCGCCAUCCCGUAUGUCCUCUGCUGGAGGGUGGCCAGCACGAUUCACAGGAUCCAGGUUCCGAUACAACACCAUCAGCAUCACCGUUAUCAGCGUCAUCAUCGACAACGUUGUCGACGUCACUUCCAGACGCCACGAAGACAUCCUGUCCCGGUCCAGCCCUCGUCCAGAUACCCUUCCCCGUACGGCUGCACCCUGCAACGUGGCAAUUUUCCUGCGGAACCUGGUAUGGAAACAAGGUACAAAGCGAAUCGUUGCGUGAGCGGGGGCGGUGGUCGCGGAAACGGUGCGACUGGCGGUACCGGAGGCGGUCUAGGUAACGGAGGCAGCGGCCGCGGAGGCGGCGGGGGAGGAGGAGGAGGCGGCGGCGGCGGAGGCGGCGGAGGAGGCGGAGGAGGAGGUCGCGGUGGAGGAAUAGACGGUGGCGCGGUGCCUGCUGCAGCACCACCGACCGUCGGCCAUUACCACCACCACCACCACCAUCACCAUCACCAUUAUCAUCACCUCGUCACCACGACCACCACCACUGGCGUCACCAGGCACCUCAGGCACAAGCUACCCCUCGGCAAGCAGUGCCUCGAACACCGUCAUCAGCACCGGCAUCACCAUCGGUCCCCCUAUCGGACCUUAAACAUGGGCCAAAAGAUUUCAGGCGGUGUGAAAAGCGUGACACGCGAGGCUGCAGCUGGAACUGUCGGUGGAGUCAGCGUCGGCGGUGGCGGCGUCGUAGCAUAUAAACCCGUGGUACCCAGAGAACUGGCGCAACACUUUGCAAGGCCACCACGGCUCGAUGUCCUGUUCGACAUGCCACCCGCCUCGCGGGAGAUGCAGAUUCAUCACAGCUGGAACGCCAACGAUCGUAGCCUCAACAUAUUUGUCAAGGAUGAUGACAAAUUAACGUUUCACCGACAUCCCGUUGCCCAGAGCACAGAUUGCAUAAGGGGGAGAGUGGGAUACACGAAAGGUAUGCACGUAUGGGAGUUGUUUUGGAGCACGAGGCAAAGAGGCACCCACGCCGUGGUGGGCGUCGCGACGGCAGAGGCACCACUUCACAGCGUCGGCUAUCAGAGCCUGGUCGGUAACAACGAACAGAGCUGGGGUUGGGAUCUCGGUAGGAAUAAGCUUCUUCACGAUUCGAAGAACAAUACCGGUAUCACGUAUCCGGCCCUACUCAAACCCGACGAAACGUUCAUCGUUCCUGACAAAUUCCUUGUGGUUCUGGACAUGGACGAAGGUACGUUAGCGUUCGUCGUAGAUGGCCAGUACCUCGGUGUCGCGUUCAAAGGACUGAGGGGCAAGAAACUACACCCUAUUGUUUCUGCCGUGUGGGGACACUGCGAAAUCACGAUGAAGUACAUCGGUGGACUUGAUCCCGAACCUCUGCCCCUCAUGGACCUCUGUCGAAGAGUAAUACGGAAACGAAUCGGCAAGGAGAAGAUAGAAGAGAAAGUGAACGCAUUGAGCCUACCGUUAGCAUUGAAAACUUAUCUCCUGUAUCGUGACAGGAGGUAACCACCGAAUGGUGUCUCGAAGGAAAGCACCACGAUCGCGAUUGUGAACACCACCGCGCUAUUAUUAUACCGUUGCCACCACGACGCACAGGGGAACGCCCGCUACCCCGUCGCCAGCCACCGAGCACAACAGCCCAUAAGCCGCUUCUACGAUCUAUGGUGUUUGUAUCCGUGUCGUCAGGAUAAAUCGAGACGAGCAACGACGGCAACACGAUCCGUAACUUGGUCGAUCGGUACCUUGUCCUCGUGUUCGUGUUCGUUAACCUCGUCGUCAUCGUUGGCAUGGUCAUCGUCGUCGUCGUUGUCGUUGUCAUGUUCAUUAUCGCCGUUGUCAUCGUCGUUGUUGUUAAUAACCUGAUCGUUUUUCGUCGUUGUCGUUCUUGGAUACGAUCGAACGACGUUUACACACGGGGACAAGAAAGAAAGAACAUAAACGCGGAACACACGCACGAGCCGGUCAUAUAUGUAUAUUGUAUAUCGGGUCUAGAUAAUUAUUUAGGUGAUAUUGUUGUCUUGUGUUAAAACGUCUUGCACGAUAAAAAUCGUGACGAAGUCUUUAUUGAUUGUUAAAUAAUUGAAGCAGAGGGCGGUACUCGUACGCGAUCGGGGUAUCAUCUCUUUUUUUUUUUUUCUAGUUUGAUAGCUUUUUCGCUCGACGCUGGCUUGUCUGUCUGUCUGUUUUCUCUUUUGAAUCGUUGGGAAAGGAACAUGUUCUGCGUGUGGAAAAAGACCGACGAGAAGUCGAGGAUCUAGAUUUAAUACGGGCUAGAGAAUACGUACGUGGCUCGAGCGAAAGAUGAAGUGACCACGAGAAGAAGAACCAACGAACAGCGCUUCAAACAGUUGGCCAGUAAAACACGUUAGACUUUAGUCGGAGUCUGAAGGCUGAUACGGGCAACGUUUCGAUUAUUAGUCAAAGAAAAUGGGUAGCGGGCUCGCUCUAGUCCGGCCACUGCGCGAAUAAUUACGAAGACGAUGAACAGCAGCAACAACAAGAUAAACGAACGACGUAUUUGGAACAAAGAAGAAUCGUCGAAGCGGACAUUUGUCGAAGAGAAGAAUGUGUACAGUGACGUGAAAGCCAGCCGAAUCGAACAGCCACCUUCCAAUAGACUCAUUUUUCAAGUAUUUUCUAAGCAUGCGAGGUUUAACGAAAAGUAGUAGUGGUGUGUAUGAAUCGUGGACGGACACGAUAAUCGAACGAAAGGGGAGAACUUCGAGGUGAUUCGUUUCUUCCUUUUUCUUUUUCUUUUCGUUCUAAAGCCCGCAAAGAAUACGUAUCAUAGCUACAAACGAAACGACGGUUUAACAAAAAUCACGAUGAAUUCGAAGGGUUCGAAUUUGAGCAGCGAGAGACAAACAUGAAUUACCUCGAAUUAUGUUAAUUGAAAACGAUCAAAACGAAGAUUAGACGUACGUAGUUAAACUUUAGGGCGAGCGAACGAACGAACGAACGAACACGGGGCAUAUGGCUGAGAAUAUUCCACACACGAAUUAAAACUGUCGACGGAGGGAAAAGAAAAGGCUGCGACACAGUGUAUAUGUGUGUGUGCGCACGCGUAUUAUUCGAUGCGAACUACGGCGACGAUCCAGACGAUCAUUACCGAGAAUGAUAAUGAUGAUGAUAAUGGUGAUUGAAUGAUAAUGAUGAUAGCAAACGAUUAUAAACGGGCGUGUUGCUACCUAUAACUAUUAGCAUGACAAAUUAUGACUGGUCCCUAGUAACUCUUUAAUCUUACGUUUGUCGCUUAAGUUUAAUGAUAAUGUGCCGAUAUCGGCGAUGUCGAUUUGUACAUAGGGUAUAAUUAUAAUAAUGAUAAUAAUAAUUAUAAUAAUAAUAAUAAUAAUAAUAAUAAUAAUAUCUAUCGGUACAACAAUGAAUGUAUUGUGGGUAGUGAUUGUAUCCAAGACCGUAAGGACGAACCGAAUGCGAGAAAAAAGAAAAAACAGUUCUAUCGUCGUGCAAACGCAAAAGCAAAAACACUGUCAUAUUUUUCUGAUCUUUUAAGUUUCUUGCAUGAUACCACGCAUUGUUGUUCAUUCUCCUCGACCGGGUUCCAACCGGGACUCGCAUCAAGAACGCGUCUUCCAAAUUGCCUGAUCGGACACACACAUACACACAGACACAUAGUUGCUCCGUAUUAAAAGCUAGAUUUUCUUUCGAACGAAUCAUAGCUACAGUUUAAGAAUCAGUUUCGUAGCCAUUCCCAACAAAAUAAAAACAAGCGCGAUCUCGCAAUCGGCUGCCAUCGCAAGCAUCUUGCGGUCCUCAAUACUACGCACACCCAAUUGCUGUCUGUUAGCAAUGUUCGCCUUCGUAAUAUUUGCUUCGAGACGAGAAGCAAAGCGAAGAGCAAAAUUGGCGACGAAUCAACGGAGGAGAAGGAGAUACGAGCGAACGAACGAGCGCCGCGAGCGUGCGAAGCCGAUCGAGCGGAAACGAAUGCUUCCUUCGCGCCGUCGAUGCUCGUCGUCGAAACGAUUCGAAAUUAACGUCGCCACGGUAGACGAUUACCGUGCGUAUUUUAUCGCGAAUCGACGUUCGUUCUCGUCGCGAGAAGCUGCGAGAAGCCCCUCUUGUUUGCUAAAUAAAACAGAGAGAAGGAAGCGAGCUCUUCUCGAUUGCGUUAAGAAAGAGAAAAAACGUGUUUCUGGAUAGAAGUAAACGGACAAAGCACAUAAAUAAGAGAGUAAAUCGUAUUAAAGAUAAAGAAAACCACACCACACACAUACACACUUGUAGAAAAGAUACAUACGAAGUACACUUUGUGGACGCGCGUUUUGAAACGAAGGAGAGGAAGAAAGGAAGAAAGGAAGAAAGCGAGCUUUCACAGGCACAGAAAAGAUGUUUCUUUCCUUUUGCUGUGAGAUACGCUUUUCAUCAACUGCUAUCGUCGUGUGCUGUAACUAUUCUCUAUUUUAUUGUAAUACGAAUGAUUUUUUUUGUUUCUUUUUUCUUCGUGCACCUGCCACGUUCCGAGCAUGAGACAAGGACAAAAAAAGAGUACAUAGCGUAUAGAAUGUUGUAUAUAUUAUUAAUUAAUGAUUAAUAUUAAUAUUAUUAUUAUUAUAUCGGCUCGAUAGUUUAAUUGAUUAAUGUCGUGUUAGUCGACAUAAUUGUGGAUUCAGUUUUUUCUACGAUAGGGAAGACGAUCUAUAUUAUACAAUUACGCGAUCGAUCGAUUGACUGGAUUUGGAUCGUGACAAACGGUUUAUCCACCUACCUAUUCUCGUGUUAGAAUUUUUUUAUUUAAAUCGCACCGAUACUUCGAUCGGUCACGAUGCUAAUAAAGCGAAUCGAAAGCAAAAAGAAACGUGUUUUAAUAUCGGCGCGCGUUAAUUUUUUUUAAACGUCGUUUUAUCUCGUCUAGUAUAUAAUUUGUUUUUUUAUUUUCAAAGAGUUUCUUGUUUUGUUUUACCCUCUUGAUUUUUUAUUUGACUUGUCUCUGUCAUUACGUGAAUAUCUUCGCACGUGAAAUUGUUUGUUUCAUUGUAUCUGAACGACGCUUUUUCGGGUCGAGUCUGUUUUAAUGUAUAACUUGACACGAGGAUCGAUCGGUCCAAAGACGCGACCGAGUUUCACUCGAUCAACAUGUUUUUAUAAUCGAAUUUAUUUGUAUUUCGUGGACGCUUUAAAUUCUUUUAUCUGUUCGAACCGACAAGCUUUUUAGUUUCAUUUCUCGAUUGAAACUUUCCACUUGUUACCUCUUCAAAUUAUUAUAAUAUUGAUGUUACUUGGAAUUUUUUUAGUUACUCGAUUAUAUUAGAACCUUCCGUCAUGUUUUUAUAGUUAUAGAGUUUAAUUUUUGUCGUCAUUAGUUUAUUACAAUAUUACUAUGUGGACCAAUAUCGGUCCCCGCAAUAUUUAACACGAUAUAACCUAUUGUUGGGUAUAACGAAGAAUAGAAAAUUGCGAAAAUGAUUUUCUGAAAUUAGCGGACGUUAAUUAUUACGGUAUUGGACGCGUCAAUCAUACAGCUCCGAUCACUAGAUCGAUCGAUCGAUCGUGCUACACGAAAAGUACAGGAAAAGCCUUUUUGCUCAUUGUCAUUGAAUGCUGCGACGUUCGAUUCGUUCGCAUCUGUCGCGAGAAGCAUUUGAAGCGUUUCGAAAUGUUUUUCGCGAACCGACUGCCUGUUGUGCAAAAACUACGUUGCCUCGACAAAUGUGUCUAAUUUAUUGACGACGCGAUAAUUAUCAGGACCUUUAAACUGCGUGCAAGUGAUAACCGAAUGAUAACCGCGUGCGUGUGCAUGUGCGUGCGUGUGCGUGUGUCGACAAGGGAAUGCGAGUGAAGAGAAGAGAGACAGAGAGAGAGAAAUUUGGUACACCGGGUGGUCUUCGAUAGAAUUCGUUCUUUCUCGAUUCUUUUACGUUUUGCGAACUUAGCUGAAAUUUUAGAGAGAACGCGACAAUCGUGUCCGUUCGACGGAGGACGAAGUUAACGAAAGACCACUUCCGGGAGGUCCGGCUUCGCGAGCGUGUCUCACGCGACUUUCUUCUUUUCCUCUUGUGUAUUUUGUUUCUCUGACGGAAAAAAAAACAUAAAAAUAAGCCUGGACUAUUUGCAACGAGCGAUCUCACGUCUAUUUAAGCAUAAGUUUACGAGUUUAGCGUGGUGUAUUUGCUGUAUAGCGGCGAGUGAACGCGAAGAAAAUUUAUAAAUAUGUAAUGCCUUAAUGUUCUAUCGAUAAAUAAUGGAUAGCGUUACUGUAUAAUUAGUUGUGACGCGAAUAAAAAGAAAAUGGAAACGACACGAUAGGAUUCAAGAGAAAGAAACGACGGUAGAGUAUGUUGACGAGGAACGAAGCAGGCAUACAUUGGAAAGACGUAUAUGACAGACAGAACAAGAUUUAAAAAAAGAGGAGCGCUGUAGGUGGUGACCGUUUGUCUCCAUUCUGUUCGUGAUUUGAUAUUUUUUUAUAAUUCAAACGACGAGAGAGAACGACUGGAGAGAUGGAGCGAGUAUAAAUGGAGCGUGUAUAGAGAGCGGACUGCUAUCUUAAAAUAGUUCAGGCUAGAUGUCGAUGUUUGUAGCAGAUAAAGGAAAAAAAAACACAGCAUAUUGUAAUUAAAAUUAAAAGUCAUUAAUA
Molecule: messenger RNA, 6778 nt
Organism: Megachile rotundata (alfalfa leafcutting bee)
Lineage: Eukaryota; Metazoa; Arthropoda; Insecta; Hymenoptera; Megachilidae
Product: protein gustavus
Biological process (GO): proteasome-mediated ubiquitin-dependent protein catabolic process
Cellular component (GO): SCF ubiquitin ligase complex
Molecular function (GO): protein binding
Source: RefSeq, a predicted model, not a curated record